Molecule: messenger RNA, 636 nt
Organism: Hibiscus syriacus
Lineage: Eukaryota; Viridiplantae; Streptophyta; Magnoliopsida; Malvales; Malvaceae
Product: TIR-only protein-like
Exons: 2
Coding region: 77-625 (182 amino acids)
Biological process (GO): signal transduction
Source: RefSeq, a predicted model, not a curated record
CUCAUCGUCGGCCAAGAACUUAUAUCGUAAACUGGUUAGAAUUCCACCGCCAACCCCAAACAAGGCGGCGACCGCAAUGACUAAACCAGUUUGCGACAUCUUUAUCAACCACCGAGGGAUCGAUACGAAAAGAACCAUUGCCGGUUUACUCCAUGAUCAUUUGUUCAGGUUGGGUUUAAGGCCUUUCUUGGACAGUCGGAGUAUGAAUCCCGGUGAACGGUUGUUCGGGAAAAUAAAUCCAGCUAUCCGGAGCUGUAAACUCGGCGUGACAAUAUUUUCUCCCAAUUAUUGCGAUUCAUACUUUUGCAUGCAAGAGCUUGCCCUUUUGAUGGAGAAUAAAAAAAGGGUCAUCCCAAUAUUUUGCGACGUGAAACCUUCUCAGCUUCAGGUUAUGGAUUAUGGGAUACGCUCGGCUAAGCAAUUGGAAAGGUUUAACUUCGCUCUCGAGGACGCGAAGUACACCGUCGGACUUGCAUUCGACACUUCGAAAGGGGACUGGCCGGAGUUCUUGAACUCUGCAACUGAAGCUGUGAUUAAGAACUUGGUGGAGUUGGAUGCUCAGAAGUCAAGCAAGAAGAGACCAUAUAUUGUGCAUGGUCGUGAAUAUAUGUAUAUGAAGAUUUAGAUACUCAUUUA